Drosophila subpulchrella is the source of this 2856-nucleotide messenger RNA. RefSeq names its product transcription elongation factor B polypeptide 3 (gene EloA). The record is from RefSeq and is a predicted model, not a curated record. The transcript has 8 exons. Gene Ontology annotation, biological process: transcription elongation by RNA polymerase II. Gene Ontology annotation, cellular component: elongin complex; nucleus. NCBI's taxonomy places the organism in Eukaryota, Metazoa, Arthropoda, Insecta, Diptera, Drosophilidae. The coding region runs from base 324 to 2270 and encodes 648 amino acids.
CCACGCCGACAAAAGCAAAUCUCAUUUAGUUUCAUAGCUGCUGGCAAAAGAAAAGGGCAAAUAAAUUGUUAUUAAAAAUUGUUAUGCGAGUGAAAAUAACUGAGAGCCAAUAGCCUCGCGACAGGAGGCUUUUCCUCGUGUGUGUGUGCGCGUGUGCCCAUGCGACUGGGUGCCCCUGUGUGCGUGUGUUUACCUGGGUUUUCCAACCAAAAAAAAAGGGGUACAAAAACGGAAAGUAAAAAGUAAACUGGAAAAGUCGACAAAGUCUGCCUGCGUGCCAUUUUUUUAAUUUCGUUGCGUUUGGAAAAUCUAGAGACGACGCGAUGGCCUCCACCAGCAAUCUGGUGGAUGUGGUGCGCCACUACCAGCGCAGCAUUGACAAGCACGACGAGGACGAACAGCGGCUGCUGCACUGCAUCACCAAGCUGUUCAACCUGCCCAUAAAAUUCGAGCACCUGCAGGAAACUGGAAUUGGCAAGACGGUGAAUGCCCUGCGCAAGUUCAACGGGGAGGUGGGCGUGGCGGCCAAGACGCUGGUGUCCAAGUGGAAGGCCAUGGUGGCCGCCGAGGAAGAGCCCGCGGUCGCCGCCACUCCCGCAGCCAGCCACAACGAAGAGGAUUCGGGCAAGUCCAAGUCCAGCGACGAGGAUCCAGAACAGGAGAACAAAGGCAGCAACUCAUCCAGCGGCGAGGAUCUGCACUCCAGCACACACAAGUCAAAGCAUGCCAAGAGUUCCAAGCACGAGCGCAGCGGCAGCAGCAAAAGUCACUCCAAGAGCAAGUCAGAUUCGGAUAAGAAACACAAAAGCAGUCGUCACGACAAGUCCAAGGACAGGGACAAGGACAAGGAUAAGGAGAGUCACAAGGAGGCCAAAGAGCACCGAGAAAAGAAGUCGAAUGGCGAGCACAAGUCAAAGGAUUCCAGCAAAUCCAGCAGCAGUCACAAGAGCAGCAAACCUGAGGGCCACAAGAGCGAGCACAGCAAAAGCAAGCACGAAAAGGACAAGUCUUCGCACAGCGAGUCGAAGCCAGCCAAAGACAAGUCAAGCAAACACAAGUCAUCAUCUUCCUCCAAGUCAUCCAAGCGCUCCCACAGUCCCCAACGAACCGAGGAGGAUGCCCAAAAGGCCAAGAUACCAAAAAUUAAAUCGAAGUCCGAAGAAAACUCCGCCGACGGUUUCGACUCAAGCAUGGGCGCCAACUUUGACGAUGUUCUCGGCCUACUCAACAUGCCCAUGAGCAGCAAGAAGAGCAGCAGCGGCAGCAAGAGCAAGUUCCCCUCUAAGCCGGCAACAGCCCCAUCCUCGGCAGCUUUAUCAAACCCCACGGCUUCCGGAUCAUCCAGGGAGGCCUUCUCCACCAGCAGUCGACCGACCACCACCAAAAAACCCGAGCUACUAGCAUCCACAGCCAAGCUAGAGCCCCUGGACCCGAAUAUUGCUCUGGAACUGCCCACCAUUUCCAACAACUACAAGCCCUUGCCGUUAAAUCAGACAGUGAUGGAUGUGGUCUUUAAUCAGGGUGGCUCACAGAAGGCCCAAGCAUCACGUUACUUUAACGAGUCGGAAGCCCUAGCCCAGGGCAUCUCCUCCAAAACUAUGCGCACGAAGAUCUAUUCAGGUGUGAGAACUGGUCAAAUCCUGCAGGUCCCCUCGCUCUUCGACCUGUGCACGCGUGUACUGCAAAAGAACAUUGAUGCAUUGGAGUACACUGGUGGCGUGCCCUUCGAGGUCCUACGACCUGUCCUCGAACGCGCUACUCCUCAGCAGCUUCUAAACUUCGAGGAGUACAAUCCCUAUUUGAUGGACGACAGCGAUGUCCUUUGGCAGCUGCAUGUCCAGCGUCACUGUCGCAGUCAGCGGCGCGAGGAGAUGGAAACGUGGCGCGAGAUGUUCCUGCGUUGCCAAGAGGAAAAGGAUCGCAAACUCAGCAUCCUGGCCGAGAGCAUCAAGGCAUCGCAGAAGAUCAGCGAGGCACCCGUGCGCAAGACUCAACUGGCCUUUGUGGACUCGAUGGUGAAGCCGCCACGCAGUGUGCAGCGCAAGCAAGAGCAAUAUGGCACCAAGGGCAAGCUCAUUGCCACUCCGGCCGCCCGGGUGGCCGCCUUGUCUAGCGUGACUCCGAAUGCCGCCAAGGUGGGCGACGCCCGGCUGCGUGUGCUGGCCGCCACCCGCGACACGGCCCAAGUGGGUGCUGGUCCAGGGCGAUCGAAGAAGGCACCAUUGAUGGCUAAGACCUUGCAAUUCAUGCGCGGACGUCACAAACGAUAGAGGCGUUUACUCGUUAUAGUUAAAAUCCUAUACUCAAUUUGUUCAGCGACAACUUAAGCAGCAGCAGAAGCAGCAACCUCGAACUAUAAGGCGUUCACAGUAGGAUUACCUGCAAACUUUCGGUUCUGAAAAACGAGACACUGUGAUACUUAACCUUUUGUUGCCCAGUGCGCCGCGAAUUCGACUGCUGCUGCUGUCUACAUGCGUACCACAUGCAUGCUAUUUAUUAUUUAUUCAUGUUCUGCCCCCACAUUCAUUAUACUGUACUAAUAGUAACUAAGUGUAAGCCAACCGGAUAACGAUUGAAAGUCGAAUAAGCUAAGGUUUUUGUUGCAUCUGCUGGGUCGCCGAGAAGCUCAGACAAAUGAGACAUAAAAUUUGAUUAUUUUCAGGUUAAUAAUUCUUCGUUUCAUUUAGUGCAUGUAACUUAAGGUCAGAAGACUGCUGAUCGCUCCAAUUUAAAAUAAGUUCAAUGUUCUUUGUCCCAGAGGGCUGUGCGAAUGUCCAAAAUCAUAGAGGUUCCAAGCAAAUCAAUUGUAUAUAAAUGUAUGUUACACGAAAACUUAAACCCAAUCCUAUAUCGAAA